Molecule: messenger RNA, 1289 nt
Organism: Hibiscus syriacus
Lineage: Eukaryota; Viridiplantae; Streptophyta; Magnoliopsida; Malvales; Malvaceae
Product: squamosa promoter-binding-like protein 13A
Exons: 4
Coding region: 109-1251 (380 amino acids)
Cellular component (GO): nucleus
Molecular function (GO): DNA binding
Source: RefSeq, a predicted model, not a curated record
AUGCUUUUUGGCUACUUUCAAUUGUAUUUUAAUGCAGUCCAUGAUGUCAACGUGUCGAUGGCUUGAAAAGAGAAAACAACUCUUGUUUGUCUGCAACUGUGAGUAUUAAUGGAGUGGAACUUGAAAGCUGCUUCAUGGGAUUUGAGUGAUUUUGUUGAGGAAACUGUGACAAACACAGAUGCAACCAAUGGCAAUGGACCAAGUGGCUGUAAAUUUCUUCGCUCUAAAGGGGAUUUCAGUGUUGAUUUGGAGCUUGGUCAAGUGGGAAAUUCAGGAGAAAUUCCACCUGACAGAUGGAAGGAGCCUGGAGUUUUGAGCCCGGAGUCUUCGAGUUCGAAGAAGGCUCGAAUGAACGACAUCGGGACUCGUUCGGUUUCGUGCAUCGUUGAUGAAUGCGAUUCGGACCUUAGCAAGUGUAGGGAGUACCAUAGGCGCCAUAAGGUAUGUGAGCUCCACUCUAAGACUGCAGAAGUUUUGAUCAAUGGCCUAAAGCAGCGUUUUUGUCAACAAUGCAGCAGGUUUCACUCACUGGAGGAGUUCGAUGAUGGGAAGAAAAGCUGCAGGACGCGUCUCGACAGGCAUAACCGGAGGCGAAGGAAGCCUCAGCCAGAUCCCCUCUUACGUUCUCGAAGUUGUUUCCCCAAUUACCAAGAUUCCCAGAUGUUGCCAUUCUCUAGUUUGCAAGUAUAUACAUCCACUGCUGUGGUGAAAGCUACUUGGCCUGGAGUAAACAACUCCGUGGCCGAAUCUAGGUGUCUUAACCCGAAGCAGCCAAUAAACUCGCCUGCAAAACAAAACCUUGUUCUAGGAUCCUCUUCAAGCAACUACAGAGAAGGUAAGCAAUGCACGUUCCUGCAAGGGGAGGAUCAAACACCUGUGAAAGCUUCCGUUUGCCAGCCAGUUCUCGGGGAUGUUGCGCCUUUCUCUGAAGGCAAUGGGAGCUGCCAUAGCUUGUUGUGUGACAGGUUAACACCUCAAGUUCAGGAUUCAGAUUGUGCUCUCUCUCUUCUGUCGACUCCACUGUCACAUACAUCUGGGAUGGGUUCAAGUAACACGGUGCAGCCUCAGUCAUUCCCUUCAGUGCAAUCCAUGGGUCCGAGCCUGCGAAACUACAUUAUAGAGCCAAUGGGUUCAGUUAUUGCCAAUGUCAGCGCGACUACUACGGUCCACGGCUCAGGAAUGUUUCACUUGGAUUCUGGUGAAUCAUCUGGAAGUGAAGCCCCUCCAACUCUUCCCUUUCACUGGCAGUAGGAAAUUUGGAAACUUUGCCCCCCUCAAACUCUUCCCUU